CUUGGGACAAGGCGAAGUAAAUGCACUCAAUGAGAUGAUUCAAACAUUUUUAGUUACUCUUUCUAUCCAUAAUGCGUGUCAAGCACCAGGAACCAUCUCUUUGCAAUUCUCAGAAUACCGAAAACCCCCAUGUCGUGGGUCACUGCCACCAACUAUGUCCACAUGAGUCAACUUCCCGACUUUCCCAUCUAGAAGACCUCACACUCAGUUUAUCGAAUACGUCAAUUCGAAGUUUGGCCGGAGCUACUAGCGGGGUGGCCUCUAGUAUUGUAAUAUGUCCUCUGGACGUUAUGAAAACCAAACUACAAGCUAGACAUGGUCUGCAACUAUGGACGCUCGACGCCGUUAGCAAACGACGUUCAUUUCAAGACAGAGGCAUGAUAGGUACUGGGCGCGCAAUAUGGCAUGAAGCGGGAUUGGUUGGUAUGUAUCAAGGACUGGGACCCGUCAUGCUCGCAAGCUUCCUGAGGGGAACAAUACACUUCCCAAUAUAUCAUAAGAUCAAUGAUUUUUUACUAGACAAUUUCAGCCCACAACGUAUAUUGGUAUCCUCAUGUGUAUCAGCAGUUGCUGGAGGUGCCUGUUCUACAUUAUUCACAUAUCCAUUGUGGCUUAUCAAAACCAGAUUACAGUCUCAAUCAAACAUCUCUAUCGAGAAUACCACGAGAGAGUACAAGUCCAUCAUAGAUGUCGUUCGGAAGAUGUAUUACCGAGAAGGCAUCAUUUCGUUUUAUUCAGGGCUAACUCCGUCAUUGCUUGGUGUAACAAACGUGGCUAUACAAUUUCCGCUGUAUGAACAAUUCAAGAGAUAUUUGACAGGAACAGGACUUGGAAGUUGGCGUGAGGACCAGGGCCGGUCUCAGGUCUUGGGGAUUCUGGCAGCCAGCUCCGCGAGCAAAGCAUGUGCAACUGCGGCCACAUAUCCACACGAAGUUAUUCGAACAAGAUUGCAAACACAACACUUAGCAAUGCCACCAUCAUACAGAGGCUCAUCCAUGGAUGCAGGUGGCCAAUUCAAGGAAAUAAACAAUAAUGGAGGGAGGCCAUGGAAGUCUUCCGUUAUGUACCGAGGCAUAGUCAACACACUCAGAUUAAUAUUGCGAGAUGAAGGUUGGCGUGCUUUGUAUUCGGGGAUGGGAACUAGCUUGAUUGGAGCAAUACCAGCCUCUGCCACGACAAUGCUGGUGUAUGAAGCAGUAGUGCAGCUGAUUAACAAGUCGAGGACAGAAGGGAGAAGAAAGCUCAAAUUGUAGGACGAUUCAACCAAUGCGGACACUCUCGUUCUUUAACGUUCUUUAUUGUUGAUAAUUAAUAACACAGCUCACUAAAGUGUAUAUGUUUAUAUAUAAGACAAUAUUGAUACAACG
This is a messenger RNA of Trichoderma harzianum CBS 226.95, 1367 nucleotides long. RefSeq lists its product as hypothetical. Gene Ontology annotation, biological process: pyrimidine nucleotide import into mitochondrion. Gene Ontology annotation, cellular component: mitochondrion. Gene Ontology annotation, molecular function: pyrimidine nucleotide transmembrane transporter activity. The transcript has 2 exons. Lineage: Eukaryota; Fungi; Ascomycota; Sordariomycetes; Hypocreales; Hypocreaceae. The coding region runs from base 72 to 1253 and encodes 393 amino acids. The record is from RefSeq and is a predicted model, not a curated record.